Gavia stellata (red-throated loon) is the source of this 2759-nucleotide messenger RNA. RefSeq names its product solute carrier family 39 member 14 (gene SLC39A14). The transcript is spliced from 9 exons. The coding region runs from base 92 to 1558 and encodes 488 amino acids. Gene Ontology annotation, cellular component: membrane. Gene Ontology annotation, molecular function: zinc ion transmembrane transporter activity. Gene Ontology annotation, biological process: zinc ion import across plasma membrane; intracellular zinc ion homeostasis. Lineage: Eukaryota; Metazoa; Chordata; Aves; Gaviiformes; Gaviidae. The record is from RefSeq and is a predicted model, not a curated record.
CCUGAGGUGCUGUGGAGCUGGAGAGCCCCCAGGAGCUGUGUUCCGGCAGUCCCCCACCCCUCGGCACGUGGCUGCGCAUCCCUGAGACACCAUGAUCCCCAGCACAGGCCCCCAGGGCUGCUGCCUGCUCGUGCUGCUCUGCCUUCUCCCCUGCCCAUGGGUCUGGGCAGGCGGGGAUGCCGUGGGACCGGCGCUUUCCGCAGCCUCCUUCCUGCAGGAUCUCCUCCAGCGGUACGGCGAGAGCGAAACCCUGAGCCUGAAGCAGCUCAAGGCCCUGCUGAACCGCCUGGACGUGGGAGUGGGACACGCCAACGUCUCCCAGCCGCCGCAGCAGCGCGUGAACCUCUCCCGGUGCUUCAGCUCCGUCGAGCUUUUUGCCAUCCACAAUUUGAGCGAGGGCUCCGCUGUGGGGCACAGCGAGUUCAAGGAGUUUUGCCCCACCAUCCUGCAGCAGCUGGAGUCGGGGGCAUGUGCCUCCGAGAACCUGGAAAAUGAGGAAAACGAGCAGACGGAGGAGAGCAGACCCAGCUCGGCCGAAGUCUGGGGAUACGGUUUCCUCUGCGUGACCGUCAUCUCCCUCUGCUCGCUGGUGGGAGCCAGCGUGGUGCCCUUCAUGAAGAAGACCUUUUACAAGCGGCUGCUCCUCUACUUCAUAGCUCUGGCGAUUGGAACUCUCUACUCCAACGCCCUCUUCCAGCUCAUUCCCGAGGCGUUUGGAUUCAACCCUCAAGAAGAUUAUUACGUUUCCAAAUCCGCCGUGGUGUUUGGGGGCUUCUACCUCUUCUUCUUCACAGAAAAGGUCCUGAAGAUGCUCCUGAAGCAGAAGGACCAGCAUCACCACGGGCACAGCCACUACGGCCCCGAGGCUCUGCCGUCCAAGAAGGACCAGGAGGAGGGUGUCACCGAGAAGCUGCAGAACGGGGACCUGGACCACAUGAUUCCGCACAUAACCAGCGAGCUGGAGUGCAAGACCCCCUCCGGGGACGAGAAGGUUGUGGUGGGCUCCCUCUCUGUCCAGGACCUGCAGGCCUCCCAGAGCGCGUGUUACUGGCUGAAGGAGGUGCGAUACUCCGACAUCGGCACGCUGGCGUGGAUGAUCACCCUCAGCGACGGCCUCCACAACUUCAUCGACGGAUUGGCCAUAGGGGCCUCCUUCACCGUCUCCGUCUUCCAAGGGAUCAGCACCUCCGUGGCCAUCCUCUGCGAGGAGUUCCCGCACGAGCUGGGGGACUUUGUCAUCCUGCUGAACGCCGGGAUGACCAUCCGUCAAGCACUCUUCUUCAACUUCGUCUCUGCCUGCUGCUGCUAUGUGGGUUUGGCCUUCGGCAUCGUGGCCGGCAGCCACUUCUCUGCCAACUGGAUCUUCGCCCUGGCCGGAGGAAUGUUUCUGUACAUUGCGCUGGCUGACAUGUUCCCCGAAAUGAAUGAGGUCAGCCGGGAGGACGAGCAGAACGGCAGCACACUGAUCACCUUCGCCAUCCAGAACGCGGGGCUGCUGACGGGGUUCACCAUCAUGGUGCUGCUCACCAUGUACUCCGGCCAGAUCCAGAUAGGGUAGGACCAGCCGACUUGCAGCCCUGUUCCAGUUUUUCCGUUUGUUUUUUUUUUGGGGGGGAAAGGGGUAUUUCUUUUUUUUUUUUUUCUUUCCUUUUCCUGCUGCAAGCAUACGACGGUACCUGUGCAGGCACUGACAUCACACUACAGAAGAAGAGGCAUUGCUUUUAAAGCUAUUCCACAGACUUCAUUUUAUUUUGGUUGAAGGCUGAGGGGAGCUUAAUCCCCUUUGCCAUAGGACCGAACUGACCGGAGGAUCUCUUUCCAGUGUCAUAUCCCUUCUCUCCUUGCGUCUCCUGGGCAGGAUGGAGUUGGGAGACAGGAGCUCCUCUAGCCGUGUUGCUCCCCUCCUUGUGCUUGGAGCGGUGCGAUGGGACGUGACACUCCCCGACCCCUUUGCGGGGGGAUGCGUGGUGGAGGGCCGCGGGGUACAGGGCUAGCGCUGGACGCGAGCUGCCUCCGCCUGCUCACCUACCAGGGAAUGGAUGCGCAGGGGCUGAAAAGUACCACCACAAAGAAGGGGAACGGGGACCUGCCGUGUUCGCCAGCGUCGCGCAAGGAGCUGGUGUUUCCCUCCUGCAUGGGGAGGUGGUAUCCCGCCUCGGGAGUGCAUAGACCAGGACAGACCCUCCUUCUUCUAAGAAAGUUACCUACCAGCCAAUCCUCAGAGCUGUGCUUUCCAAGCACAGAGGGCUGCUGAGGAAGUGGAGGCUCGAGGAGCACAGCUCCUGAUUUGAGCAUCAUCCUUGCUGUCUUCAGAAACACGUCUCUGUGGAGCCACGUCUGGUUUUGCUCCCGUUCUGCCUUGGCAGCCCGGACAAUGCCCUGGGAAGAGCAGGGUGAAGAGGGUUGGUUUUUUUUUUAAAGCACAUUCUGGGCAUCAGCACUCGGAGCAGAGGACACCAAACCAUGCCCUGUGCGGGUCGGACUGACGGAUGUGGGCUGCGUGGGCCAGCGGCUGGGAGAAGGCUAGCAGGAUGGCUUUACCUGCCUUAGGUCCCUGCUGCUGUAUGAAGGGGGAAAAAAAAACCCUUCUUCUGUGAGAGCAGCCAUAUGGCGAUGCUGGUGAGAAGGGCAUGAGAGCAGUGCGGGGCAAGGGCAGAGCCGGGACGGCAAGCCCCUGCCUGGCCACAGGCUCCCUAGCCAGGGGAUCGGUCCUUAGACUGUGACCAAGCUGAUAUUGACACCUGGGAACGGACACUGGU